Messenger RNA from Alosa sapidissima (American shad), 2345 nucleotides. Its product is annotated as N-acetyllactosaminide beta-1,3-N-acetylglucosaminyltransferase 4-like. Lineage: Eukaryota; Metazoa; Chordata; Actinopteri; Clupeiformes; Clupeidae. Gene Ontology annotation, molecular function: hexosyltransferase activity. The transcript is spliced from 2 exons. The record is from RefSeq and is a predicted model, not a curated record. Bases 104 to 1186 code for a protein of 360 amino acids. Gene Ontology annotation, cellular component: membrane.
AACGGCCAAACCUAGUCCUUCAUGGGGACAGGUCUCUUUAGUUCUCCCUUGGGGGUCUGUGGAGUGAGAAGGGACACUAUAAUCAGUCUGGAGGUCUGGAUGAAUGAAGAUGGCAAGAGUUCAAUGUCUCUGGAAAAGGCUCAUGGUCUGCUCUGUGACCCUCCUCUGCUGUAUAUUGCUCAGGAUGUACUACCACCAGCGUUACCCGUGGAUUUGGUCUAACUUACCGCAUAGUGCCAUUCCCUCACAUCCAAUGGCCCCCUACAUUGUCCAAGAGAACGUUAAGUGCUCUGCCAAUGAUAGCACGGAGGUCAUUCCAUCACACCUUCCCCAGUCAUACCAGGAAUUCCUGCGCCACAGGCAUUGCCGGACAUUCCCAAUCCUACAGGCCCCUUCACCUUGCGAGGAUGACCUCUAUCUGCUGUUGGCCAUCAAGUCCACAGCUGCACAAGUAGAGCGCCGUUCAGCAGUGCGGGACACCUGGGGUCGUGCAGGACGAAUCCAGGGUCGACGGAUUAAGCUAGUCUUUCUAAUGGGCCGCUCACAUGACAAGGUGCAGGGUCACGACCUCCAGCCAUUACUUGAGUGGGAGAACCGCCGCUAUAGUGACAUCUUGCAGUGGGACUUUGUGGACAGCUUCUUGAAUCUGACACGGAAGGAGGUAGGAUUUCUCAGCUGGUUCUCCCGUGCAUGCAGCAGUGCACAGUUUGUGUUCAAGGGCGAUGAUGAUGUGUUUGUGAACACAGAGAAUCUGGUGGAGUUCCUGAGAGCCCACAAACCCACAAACCACAUGCUUACUGGUCACAUCCAUGGUGGCUCCGUCCCUUGGCGAGAUGAGGGCACAAAGUAUUUUGUCCCUGUCGAGAUGUACCCAGACAAGAAGCCCUAUCCACCCUUUCCAAGUGGAGGUGGGUAUAUAAUGUCACGGCAGACUGUGUUGGGCCUGGAUGUGAUGGCCCAGAAAGUGAAGCUGUUUCCCCUCGACGACGUAUUUGUGGGCUUGUGCCUGAGGGAAAUGGGCUUUAACCCCACAUUUCACAGUGGUUUUCUGACAUUUGGUUUCAGCGCUGGCCACCAGCGCUUAGGCCCCUGUGUUUAUCAAGAAAUCAUGGUGGUGCACAAGCUGAAUCCAGUAGAGAUGCGGGUCAUUUGGUUGCUGAUGCAAGACACUCUGCCCUGUGCAUAAGAAAAAAGUAUGUUCAGAAAGGCGAACGUUCAGAAAGCGUACCACCACUUUAUACGGCUAGAUGUCAAAGAAAACUGCAAAAUUGUGCAAAAUGUGCAGAUUGGCGUCUAUUGUCAGAAUGUGCAAAUUAGCAUUUGUCAGCGUUAAUCUCAUGUUCACUUAAAGUAACUAUCCAUAGAAUAAGCAAGUAUACACAAAUAACAUAUCCCAAAUCACCAAGCAGUAUGUAUACAUAGGCUAGAUGUCAAAACAACAGUCUGUGCAAAAUUGUGCAAAUUGGCGCAGUUAAGAAGUAGGCUGUAUCUUGAUCGGCGAAACUUAUAAUUUAUUUUUCUGUCGGUCCGAUAUAGCCUACCAUUCAAUUUGCCUUAUUCACCCGGCGGCCAGAAGGCUACAGGGUACACUUGCCAUUACACCAUAAGUCCAGCAGAUGGUGGAAGUAAUGCAUUCCGUUUGCAAACUGCCAAAAAAAAACUCACUGAAGAAGAAGAAUAACAGGCCAGCGAACCCUUCUUUUUUCGGUGUUUUUGUUUUUUGGCAGUUUGCAAACCAGUUUGGCAGUGCAUUACCUCCACCAUCUGCUGGACUGAGGUGUAAUGGCAAGUGUACCCUGUAGCCUCGUUCUGGCCGCCGGGUGAAUAAGGUGAAUUGUGCCGCAAAUUAAUAGAUAGAAGCACGGCAGGGCACGCCCCUAAUGAAAAUAAAUGAAUGGAAAACAGACCCUCGCUUCUCAGGGUUGCGACUGCCUGAAUAAACGCCGAUGCCGACUCCGACUGACAACGCCACGGGACACACCGAGUCACCGACCUCGCCCGACUGUCCAUCGAUGUCCGACGGCCGAUAAUUGGGUUGGUGUGUCCGGGCCCUAGGCCUAUCUGGCCAUAAUAUCUGGUUCAAUCUGAGAAAUGCAUAAGCAUCUUAAAAGAAAACCUGAGCAUUAACGUACAUUAGGAUAGCAGUAAUAUGAGUAGACAAAUUAAGAUUUUAAUUUUUUGCUAAUUAUCUCCCAUGAUUCCACAUUUACUGUAAAUGUGUCAUACUAUUAUGAGGGUUUAUGAUGAGACAGAUGCAUAAUUCAGGAUUUUGUUUGGACAACUCUCUAGAAAACAAUAAAGCAUUGCAAAUUUGUGAAAACCGCUCAGGCUUGUCUUUGAAUUUG